GUGCUCGCGGCGGGUAAACCGGGCCGUCCAGAGACGCUCGAAUCGAGCAGUUACGAACAGUUCGUCAGUGACAGUGCAUUCGCGUACACGAUCACCCGCGCGCGCGUUCCUCUGCCCGGCUUCUCUGAACCUGCUGCUGUUGGUUGUUCGCCUCUGCCGUACCGCCAGAAGAGAAGAAGAAGGAACACGCUCCGGUCGUGGAUACACAAGCGGGGGACCGGAGAGUACGCUUCGCUCUCCUGGCAACGCGGUGUCGCUCGAAAACAAUGAUCGUGCGUUCGACCGGUUAGAACCGUCGAGGAAAUUGUACCCGCGGAAACACAGGUCCGUAACCGUUGCUGCUGUCUUUGUUCUCUCCCGAUCCAGGCCAGACGGCCAGGCGAUCUCCAGGAACGGCUCGACGCGCAUCGAUCACACGCGAGGCUAGCAGAACGGAGCUGCCAUCCCAGCGACUCCUCCACAUGUGGACAUCGCCGUCCCGACUCAGGAUCGGCCGAGCACCCAGGAAAAAGACAACACCAUAAAGCUGAUAGCUGCUGAGGCAGCAGCUACCGCGACCGGUGAACGAUGGAGAACACCAAGAGGAAGCUGUCCUUCCUUGGUUUUGGCAAAAGGGUAUCGGUCGACGGUCAUGGCGCGGAAGCGGGACCGGAACUCGACGAGGAGAUGGAGAAGGUUUUCGCGAUGGACGCCGGGGAGAAGUUCGACGUAGCCCGGUUCGGAUCAACGUCCGAGUCGGCUGGCUCCGAUCGAAAUCGAGAUCGGGACCGAGGACCAUCAUUGCGACAUGGCGAUCGCGACUUCAAUCAGCACCGAAAGAGAAGUUACCCACAUCCGCACAUGCCUCUGAAGAGCCUUCAUUCGAGAUCUAUGCGACGACAUCUCUCACCCGAAGGAUCCACAGCGGAAGUCGGCCCAGAAGAGGAGAACGGUCAGGUCCACGGUGGAAAUGGCGGCGGACACGAGGUGGACGGUAUGGACAACGGUGUGUCGACCAGCAGUACCGUUCAAGAUGUCGACGAGGAGACCGCGGAGGAGACGGAGAACGCAGCCAGCAGCGAGAGCGAGGCUCCGAUCUCGGAGAGGGCCGCUUCCGGUUACAGCGACAGCCCAAAUGUUGGUAGCCCGCGUGUACAGUUCGAGCAGAUCAAAGAGGAGGACGUUCCCACGUCCAGAGAGGACGAGACCACCACGUCGAACGUGGCUGGAGGUGCGACCGGUGGCCACGACGAGGACCGGAAAUGUCGCAGGCACCAGAAACACGAGCACAAAAGACAUCAUCACAAAUCACGGAAGUACUCGUUGCAAGAGGAUCCACAAUGGCGAAAGCGUUCUGGGGCGGGCCUGCCGGACGGGACUGGUGUGCUCGCGCGCCGCGUCAGCGUGCAGCCGGAGGAGGCGAGCACGUUGCAGGAGCUGGACAUCGACGAUCUCGAGUCCCAUCGGAGCGACGAUCCUCGUGGCAUGAGACGUCACAAGGCGGCCCAUCUGACCGUGCAGAUCGGCCGGCGGAAAGAGGGCGGUAUACCGCACGACACGUUCAAGAAGAUGUACGAUCAUUCGCCGCACGAGGUGUUCGUCCAGCUCGACGAACUGCACGGUCUCGGCGAGGAACGUGAAUGGCGCGAGACCGCCAGAUGGAUCAAAUAUGAAGAAGACGUCGAAGAGGGGGCUGACAGAUGGGGCAGGCCCCAUGUCGCUUCACUGAGCUUCCACUCGUUGCUGAAUCUUCGUCGUUGCCUCGAGACCGGCGUGGUGCUUCUCGAUCUCGAAGAGAAAGAUCUGCCCGGUCUCGCGUACAGAGUCGUCGAACAAAUGGUGGUCGAAGAACUGAUCCUACCUGAGGACCGAGCGGUGGUGAUGAGGGCCCUUCUGCUUAGACACAGACACGUGCACGAGCACGAUCGUGGCUUCCGUUUCGGCGGGAAGAGGAACUACUCGAGCUACACCAGCCUGCAGAAUCUGAACGACGCCAAGCCGAAGAUCGUGUCAUCGAGCCUGGCGCUGGACAGCAAUCACACGGUGGUCGACAUGAAGGAGGAACAAACGUACACAGGCGGCAGCAACGAGGAUUUGAAGAAGAACCAAAACGAUUACAUCCUGAAGCGAAUUCCAGCCGGUGCGGAGGCGACGGUCGUUUUUGUGGGGGCGGUCGAUUUCCUCGAUCAACCGACGAUCGCUUUCGUUCGGUUAGCAGAGGGCGCGUUUAUGCCCUCUAUCACGGAGGUGAACAUACCCGUGAGAUUCAUGUUCACGUUACUGGGCCCGAGAAACGCCGAUCUCGACUAUCACGAGAUCGGUCGUUCGAUCGCCACGCUGAUGGCGAACACGUCGUUUCACAAGAUCGCGUACAAAGCGAACGAGAGGCGGGAACUGUUGUCCGCCAUUAACGAGUUUCUCGACGACUCGAUCGUGCUACCGCCUGGCGACUGGGAGAGGCAAGCGUUGCUGCCGUUCAACGAGCUCAAGGCGAAGAGCGAGGCCAUACGGAAACGGAAGGCGAAGGCCCUCGAGGAGAAGAGUAAACCGAUACAGAGCGAGGCUGCGGUUAAGAAGGCUCUUCUGGCCGGCGAAGAAGAAAAGAAACCGCCCGACGACGACGAUCCUCUGCGCAGAACGAAAUGUCCGUUUGGUGGUCUGAUCAACGACAUCAAAAGACGAUAUCCAUUCUAUCUGUCCGACUUCACCGACGGCUUGAACUCGUCCUGUCUAGCAGCAGCGAUCUUCAUGUAUUUCGCCGCCCUCUGCACCGCCAUCACGUUCGGCGGUCUGUUGAGCGACAAGACGAACGACGUGAUCGGUAUAUCAGAGACGUUAAUCUCCGGUUCGUGGACGGGCGUGGUGAUGGCGCUGUUCUCCACUCAGCCGUUGGUCAUUAUCGGUACAACAGGGCCCUUGUUGCUGUUCGACGAGAGUCUUUACAAUUUUUGUUUGACGAACGAGUUGGAAUUCCUGACGGUCCGAGUGUACGUGGGCGCGUGGAUGGGAAUCAUAGCGCUCGCCGUGGCGAGCGUCGAGGGUUCCGUGUUGGUCCGUUUGUUCACCCGUUUCACCGAGGAGAUCUUCACGGGCCUGAUCUCGAUCCUCUAUAUCGUCGAGACGUUCAUCAAGCUGUACAAUUACUUCGUGAAGAAUCCACUCCUGGACGAGUACAGUUUUAUCCCGGAAACGAACGAGACACUGUACUGGGACACGGAGGUGAACGUCACGGAGAUAAGGAUCGUCUCGCCCGAGAGUGGUGAACCGAUCGUCGUACCGUUCAAGAGGCCCGAGAUACUGUUGCCGGGCCGUAACAUCGCUGGUCUGCUGAUAAACCAACCGAACACCGCGUUGAUGUGCACCAUCCUCUGCCUGGGUACCUUUCUAGGCGCGUACUAUCUGCGAAUCUUCCGUAACAGUCAUUACCUUGGUCGAAGCGCCCGAAGAGCAUUCGGUGACUUCGGUGUACCGAUCAGCAUCAUCGUGUUCGUGCUGAUCGAUUACCUGGCGGAGGUGAAGACGGAGAAGCUCCUAGUCCCAGAGGGUCUGUCCCCGACGAUACCCGGCAGAAGUUGGAUCGUCUCGCCAGUUGGAGUACAGAAACCGAUUCCACUCUGGAUGGCCAUGGCUUGCAUCGUGCCCGCCUUGCUGGUCUACAUUCUUGUCUUCAUGGAAACCCAAAUCUCCGAGCUAAUUAUCGACAAGAAAGAGCGAAAGCUGCGGAAAGGUAAUGGCUACCACAUGGACAUAGUGGUGGUUUGCAUGAUGAACGUUGGCUGCGGUCUGAUCGGGGCCCCGUGGUGUUGCGCGGCCUCCGUCCGCUCGUUGACCCACGUGUCCGCUGUAACAGUGAUGUCUCGUACCCAUGCGCCCGGUGACAAGCCACACAUCGUCGAGGUGAAAGAGCAACGUGUUAGCGCUCUGCUGGUCGCCAUAUUGGUCGGCGUGAGCGUGCUGAUGGCGCCACUGUUGCGACGCGUACCGAUGUCCGUCCUUCUUGGUGUGUUUCUCUACAUGGGCAUCUCGUCGACGAACGGCGUCCAACUGUUCGAUCGUGUGAAAUUGUUCUUCAUGCCGGUGAAGCACCACGGCACAGCGAACUACGUGCGUCGCGUGCAAACCUACAAAAUGCACAUAUUUACCAUGAUACAAAUUCUGUGCCUGACGGUACUGUGGAUCGUAAAGAGCACCAGGGCGGCACUGGCGCUACCGUUCUUCCUGAUUCUAAUGAUACCUCUUCGUGCUCAGAUGAGCCACUUUUUCACCGCUGCCGAGCUUAGGGCACUCGACAGCAAAGGAUCGGAACACGAGAGUACCGAGGACGAGCCGGACUUCUACGAAGAAGCUCCGUUACCUGGUUAGAUAGUGCCUUAAUUCGACUCGCUCCGAAUAUAUAUAUAUAUAUAUACCUCCAUCCUGUUUCUUCUUCCUCCCCACCUGAUUAUCACUGUAUCUUUCGCCCCAUUUCGUCCUUCCUUACUUUAUACCCUAUCCCCUAAUCUCAUUUUCCAGGCGGUUCGGUUUCUCGAACGAUUCGCCACCGUUAUAUACCCUUUUCCGUAAUUUUCGUAUUCCCUGUUAAGAGAGCGUCGCCUGUGAACGCCUACGGAGGAGUUUGUGAAAGAAGAAAGAGUCUAUUUUUUCGUGAAAGAGCAAAUUAUGUAUACCGAUGUGAAUUACGAAUGAGCGUAGCUAAGAGUUAGAUAAAGGGGGGUGGGUUCUGAUGCCCGACAGAGCUGCUGGUUAACUCGUUAAAUUCGCGAAGAUUAUUUUUUACCGCAAAAUUUGUAUAUAAUCGAUAUCGUGUUUAAGGUGAAACGACGGGUUCUCUUUUUUACAUGUAUCUUGGUUGCGUAUAUGGGUACUCGAGCGAGUUAAAGUGGAUUUUUCUCUGGAAUUUUACUGUCCGAAUAUUUGUGAACGAACGUUAUCUAUGAUCGUAGAUAAUGGAAAACCAGUUUCGCGGAGAACGAUGAUAUAUUAGGCUGUAAUAAAUUCAUUAUUUUUGCUAGAGCGUCUGAAGAAAGAAUAUUUUCUGAAUAUGGUAUAAACACAAAUAUACAUUGCCGAGCCGUAUCGAGUACCUAGGCACCAUCUGAUAUAUUCGUAAUCGAAGCUUGUGAUUGCGUUUCGUCCUUGUUGGAGUCGGUAGGGUGAUAAGGGGUGCCUCUGAGUGCCUCUAAAAGAACGGUGAUGAACGACACGUUGCUCAGGAAAAAGUUUCAAGCUGCGAACAGGGCACAGAAUACGUGUGAGUGCCAAAUCACAAAAGAUCGCGGAUUAUUAAUGGUGCUGGUCCGUCCACACGGUGAACCACGUGUGGACGAAUGAAACUGAGAAUCUUUUAUAAAGAGAUGUCCAAGUAGUUCUCGUUAGUUGUUCUCGUCGAUCAAUAACUAUAGAGUUAUCUAAUUUCUUUGGGACCGUGACACGUUUAGCACUGCGUGCAAUGAAUUACAAUCACUUAGCAAUAUCUGUUGAAUAUAUGCUAUAAAAAUGUUAUUACUAGUUUUCCUAGAUGGAAACAACGGUAUUUUCUAAGUAACUUGAAAACAAACUCGAGCGUCGCGAAACGUGAAAAAAAAACAUUCUUGUAAUCUUGUGAACCAACCGCGAGUACUUAAAAAAAAAACCACUUAUUAUUCUACACCGGUCGCUGUUCGAUCGACUUUCGUCGGAGUUCACUUUUAUUAUUCGAAUAAAAUUCUCCUUCAACUUCUUGAUACAAACGUCAUACUCGUAACUGUAUAAGUACUAAAAAUUUGAAUCUUUUAUUCUUCAUUUUUUUUUUUUUAUUAACACUACGUUUGCACGAAUAAGCAUAAAGUCAAAGCAUAUGGUACUCCCAACAGAUAUAUAUUCAGAACAGUACCUGAUAAUAUCAUUAAAUCCGGGGAAAGGAAGCGAUAACGAUUCAAGAAUUCCAUAAAUUUCUACUUCUCAAAAAAGCUUGGAUCGACAUUAAUUUCGAUCAUCGAAAGAACGUCUCACUUAAAUCGGUCCUGUACUUAUUUAAAGAAUAGAAUAUAAGCAAAACAUGAAUAAUGAAAACUGAAUUGCGCACGUAAUAGGCUACUAACGAAUCUCCUCCCCUUUGUACUUUAAUUUCAUUGUAAGAAAUGAUCAGUAUUGGUAGAUAUUUUGCCUUCGAUUACUAUUAAUUUUAUGGUAGUUGUUAGUUUUCCAAGUGUAAAGGUUCUACACUUUCGAAAAAGACCAAGGUAUAAUGUUAAUAAAUGUGUAUCAUCGUGUAUCCGAGUACGUGCAACAAAGAAAGAGAAAUAAAAACAAAACGAGUAUUUUGAAAUGCUAUUACAAAGAGAAAAAAAAAAGACACUCUAUUUUAAUCCGUUAAAAUAUUUUACUAAUCGACUAAAGUACCUUAUCGAAAAAUAUAGCAGAUCCUAAUCUUACCAUUUCCGUAACGAAGAGAUCGUAUUGUCGUAUUAUUUACUUACUGCUACUGCUGCUACUAAUUUAUAUAAAAUACCAAUUUUAAAUCGAAAACACUGUGCUAUGUAAUUGUGAUAGAUAUCCCGAGUUGCUGUAAGAAAUACCGGCAGUACUUACAAGCAUGUGCUAUUAGCGUCGAGUUUUUAACACGAAAAUUUCAUUAGAUACGUUAUGUCAAGUACAUUUAACAUGUUACUGUAUGCAUACCACAGAUAUUACCUAUAUUGAGAG
This is a messenger RNA of Dufourea novaeangliae, 6663 nucleotides long. It is a transcript of the gene Ae2, whose product is annotated as band 3 anion transport protein. The coding region runs from base 568 to 4341 and encodes 1257 amino acids. NCBI's taxonomy places the organism in Eukaryota, Metazoa, Arthropoda, Insecta, Hymenoptera, Halictidae. Gene Ontology annotation, biological process: monoatomic anion transport; bicarbonate transport; regulation of intracellular pH. The record is from RefSeq and is a predicted model, not a curated record. Gene Ontology annotation, cellular component: plasma membrane. Gene Ontology annotation, molecular function: solute:inorganic anion antiporter activity; monoatomic anion transmembrane transporter activity. The transcript is spliced from 9 exons.